This is a messenger RNA of Porites lobata, 6898 nucleotides long. The record is from the annotation of a GenBank genome assembly. NCBI's taxonomy places the organism in Eukaryota, Metazoa, Cnidaria, Anthozoa, Scleractinia, Poritidae.
AUGGCGGCAAGUCCAGGGGCAGAAGAAGAUUCUGUUUAUGACACGGGAAGAUUGUCUUUAUUUGAUAUUAUUCUGGAAAAAACCCGUGCUCAAAACAAGGUAAUGAAAACCUCUUCCCAUUUUUGCAUUUUAAUUUCUUUUUGUCGAAAAAUUACCAUGAAUUAUCCCUCUAAAGCUCAUUUGAUAUACAGGUGUUUACAAGUUGAAACUGUCAAUAUGAAGGUUGAGCGAUGCUUUGUGAGCUUAUAUCUUCAUUUGAUUGCAGAAACAACUUGUCCAUCGGCUAGUUUAUGUAUCCAAAAUUCGUCAGGAUGUAAAUGAUCGGAAAGAAAUUGGAGGUAGGCUGCUUCUUACCUUGUAAUGUUAUUGUUUAAAUUUAUAAAGGGCACAGUAAAGAAAUAAACAAACAGGGCAAAUAAUUAUUGCCCCAUUUGUUACAUGUUUACCUUGCGCCUAAUCAUUUUAAGACAUAAUCAACUCUAUCUUCCAUCCAUGGACCUUUCCUUAAACACAGUAGGUGUUAUACCAAAGUGUUUAUGUUUUUAUUAUUUAGACAAGAGUUUUUUUUAGUUUAAAACAGACCACUCAUAAAGUUCAUACGAAACCAAAUCCGAGACUUAAGUAGCGUAUUUUCCAUAUCUACGUAUCUGAAGCUGACAUAAAAUUAAUCUUUCUCUGAGGAGCAGGAGAAUGUUAAUACGAAGACGAAAUCUUUGUUUGACUUUAAAUUAUUCAAGGAUUUCCUUACAAAUGAAGACAAAAGGAAAAAACUUCAAGAAAUUCCUGCCACCAGACUACAGCAGUUCACAAUAAAGUUUGUGCUGUUUUUAUAACAAAAAGAAAAUUAUGCAUAAUAACAAUAUUUUACUCACUCGCUGCGCUCGUUCGUAUAAUAUUGUUCUCACCACUCAAAAAUAAAAUUCAUAUCUUCACACAGCUUUGUAAUAUCCUCUACAUAUAUAAAUAGUUCAACAAGUUUUGUAAUGAAGUAAGCAGGGCACUGAAAAGGGUAACCUGUAAACAACAUGUGACUGCCAUGCAAAUAUGUUGUAUGGUGUGUAAAUUGUCCAAUCACAGUCUAUCCAGAUAUAAUUUAGUCAAAGUUAUGUUUCCUUAUGUGGUCACCCUCAGAAAGCAGACAAGGUGAUCUGGAACUGAAGUUGGUUGCUUACACCACUGUAUUUCUUGUAUUGGGGAGAGUUCGAUGCGGUUUUGUCAACGCUGCCUUAGUAGCACUGCCCCCUUGCAGAAGUGUCUAUUAAGAGAGUUUUUUUUUGUAAAAUGCUGCAUCAAUUUCAUCUUAACUGGUGUGACAUCCACAUAAUGAUAAAAAAUCCUUCUAAGCUGAAAAUUGACGUACCGUAAAUAUCAUAGUCCAUAAUCUUCUUGACCCCUAGAAGCAAAUGCUGUUAUCAAGCAGGCUCUCUUGACCUAUAAAGGGAAAGGGGGUGUUGCUGAGAACCGUAGAUGUUUCUGAAUUGUUGGUGUGUGGUAAACUCUUGAGGAUUUUUAAUAUUAUUUCAGCUCACUAUGAAAGGUUAUUCAAGGACUUACAAACACAAAUCCAUGGUGAAGCUGUCACAGGACUGCUUCUUAUUUACCCAGUUCACAUAAUUCAUGUCAUAGAGGUAAGAGAAAAUAUCUUUUGCAAAAUUGUGUGUUCCAUGCAUACAGUACUUUGAUUUACUCAUUUAUGUCAGUCAUGUAUACAUUUUAUUCACACUCUUUAACAUUGCUCAUGCAUUAUAUUCCUGACAUUCAAUAACCUGUAUUCACUUUCCUCUUUUAAAUCUUCAAAAUAAUAAGUAAUUUGAAAACUUUUCUUUAAAGCAUGAAACUGACAGCUCAAAUUGAACCGUGAAAUAUUUCAGGGAAAUAUUUUAUUGUAUGAGCUGUGUGACAGGUCCACAUUUUAAAUUUAUAAGGAAUACAUGGCAGCAUUGAGGAAUAUAUUUCUGACCAUUGUGUAUUCUUGUUCUUUUACGUGUGAAAGGCAACUUUAUACUUUUUUGGUUCCCCUAGCAUCGGACAUUAAGCUUAUUAUAUACUCAAACUGAUGUUUUUGACUAUACUACUGAAUAUUCAAUCCAGUUUUGUUUUGUUUUGUUGUUUUUUUGUAAAUUUCCAGAAAUAAGCAAGCCAAGGGGGGCAAUGUGUACAAUGCUAAUACUGUAACAAUAUAACGAUACUAUAACAGUUUAUGAUCAGUUUCGGCAAAGUUUUCACAUUGUUACCAAAAAUUUAUAACACCAAAGCAUUAUCUGAUUGUUAUUUAUUGUUCUGUAGACAUCUUAUAACAUGCUUCUCAAAGUUGUAAAGGACUUGGUAGAAGAUGAACAAAGUAUAAGGUAAAAACAACUGUAAUUGUUGCAACCUAGUAACACAAAGACAGGAAUCAUACCUCUAGGGCGUGGUUGUCUUACACGCCCCUGUAAUGUUGACUCCCAUCCUUUUUGUUCCCACUGACCAUUCUUUAUCAUGGGGUGACAACCUCAUCAGCACCUUAAGUACAUUUGGUUUUUUGCCCCUAAUUAAGCUUGCUGUAAUAAUAAACAAAUUAUUUGUUUAUAUAAUUUUGAGGUUAAUGAACAUCUUAAAAUAUAUUCAGUUUUGUUUCACUGAGAAAAAAAAUUUCUAAGUAUGCUCCACCUUAAAAGGUUAUUCUUUUUUAAGAGGUAUUUGUUUACAAUAAAAUGCAAAAAUUCCUAUAAAAAGGCCUAAUGAUCACAAAUAUUUUUUGGCAGUGGUAUGCUACUAAACACAAAAAUUCUUGUGUGCACUGGUGAUGUAUCCUUUUUAAUGCUGUUUGUACUACCAAGUACCCUGCGGCAGAGUCUCCUUCUUCCUUCCCCUUCCCAACUUAUCUAGGAAGAUCGAAGGAGACUCUGCUCCCAGGGUAACUACCAAGAAGACCAUAGAGUUUAAUACUGUAACCCAUUUGCCCUUGGAUAUUUUACCAAAAAUUGCCUUUUGAUGCCAGUUUAGCUGUUUUCUGGUCACUGUCUGGCUACAAUGAGCAAAAACUGGCAUCUAUAAGUCAAACACUUCAGGGACUUCUGUUCCACAUCAAUGCAAAAUAUUAGCUAUUCUGAAGUUCCAGCAUGCACAGAAGCAAAAUUUCAACAUAGCAUUUGGCUUUAAAAGUGACACAGCAGACUUGACUUAUAAAUGGGUCUCGAUUUAAAGUCUGAGUAUCCUAAUUUAUAAGUGGUCAGAUUCAUUACAUAUUUAGGUGGGAUAUUGUAACAACUGAAUUUCACUUACCAAUGACAUGAAGACAAACAUCAUAAUUUUUGUAAAACAAUGUACUCCAAAAUACCUUAACUAUAGCAAGCUCAAUAAUCGUUUAUUUGGCCAGUGGAGUUUUAGAACUCUUAAUCUUGCUGCCCCAAGAAUACAAGAGUUUACAACAAACGAACCUAUAGAUGUUGUGGUAAGUCUUUUUCUAAGUACAGUGGCAUUUGGUACUCACGAACAGUUGCUUAGUUACACUCUAUUGAGUAGGCAUACUAUGUUGUAAAUAAUACAGUGCAACUGAUUGUUCAGACACCUUCCUUUUACAGACACUGUCCAAACAUAAACACCUCCCUAUUAUAGACAGUUCUCUUGCUCCCAAUAAUACUAAACUUCAUACAAUUGCUACCCCUCUAAUAUUUAGACACCUCAGUUAUGCAGACACUUGGCUCUUUCCCUUUUGUGUAGAUGUACGAGGGCGUUUUUCAAGUUUUAAUUGUCUAAAUGCUAUAUAGCCGUCCAUGAGUUGCAGGCAAUGAAUGAAGUAGUCUGUUUUAUGCUUAAUUCAUGGACAUGCAAAAGAAUUUAUCUAAAAAUUAAGAGAAUUAAUCCUCUUCGGGAAGCAAGUUAAGUCCACCCCUCAUAUACUACUAAAUAAAUGUUCUAGACUUCUCUAACGAUCGUUUUAGUUUUAGACCUUUUCCAUACAAUUUGACUUCAGAAGGGUUUACACCUUAAUCCUCAGUCAUAACAUCUGACUCAAUCGUCUUUAAUUUGCUUGAGAUGUAAGUCAGAACCAGCUUAAUACGUGUAUAUUGCAUGUGUUUUUUUUUUCCAAACAGUUUUGUGUUUGAUGUCUUGACCACAAGUGAUAUGACAAGUGUGGCUACAAUGGUGUUUCACUUUGCUCACCAGAAAGCUACCCAACCUUAUUCCAGCAUUAUUUAUAUUAUCUAGUAAACUAUACUUUACACUGCAGUGGCAGAUCCAGGGGAGGGGCCUUGGGGCUCGGGCUCCCCCCUUAUUUUUAGACCAAACUGAGGCCGAAGGGCCGAAAAAAUAUUUUUGGGAGACCUGCCCCCCACUUUUCUAAGGGUCUGGAUGACCCCCACCCCCCUACCCCCCAUUAUCUCAAGGUCUGGAGCCAGCACUGCACUGCCCAUGCUGAUUAUGUCAUUUAUCUGCAAUCUACUACCUGUAACUUCAAGUAAUAUUUCAUGAGAAAAACUUAUUGUUUAGAGUCUCUGUAAUCGUGUUGUUUGUCAAGAAUGUUUCCAAUUUGUUCCAGGCUACAGAAGCCCUUUCACUUGUCAUUAAGUUAGCAGAAUAUUUGGCAAAGCUUCCAAAGGUUAGUGUUGACCUGACAAUAAGACAGACAGUUCAUAACAAAUUACACAGAACUGAAUAAUUUUCUUGUUUUUUAUUAGAUAAAACCUGAUAUGAUACUGAAGCAAAGGUCAAAUAUCAGGCUAUACCCUGCAUCCAAUUUGACAACUUACAUUCAAAAAAUUUAUGGACUUGUUUUUUCUUACAGAUCAGUUUGACAAACACCAUGGAUCAAUUACCAGAAAAAGUACCUGAUCUUUUAGUAAGACAAGGUAUUGUAAUUUUAGUUAAACGCUUAAAAUGGGGUAAUAUGCAGCAUUAUAAGGAUGGAAUAGCUCACAGUUCAUCCAAUUUUUUUCCAUAGAGACCAGAGUUUACAAUGCAUUGCUAUUUCCAAUUCUAGCAAUUGGUUCUUUCUGAUUGUUUGAUUGGUUAAGCAUGAUUUCCCGAAUAUACACCAAAAAGGUCUGCAGCCUUGCAAAUAUUACAAUCUUAGUAUUAUUAUAAUGGGGUUGAUUCUCCCCCCCCCUGCCCCCUCCUCCUACCUGCUCCACAACCUGCCUCACUUUUUAGUCUUAGAUUUCUCUCUUUUUAUUAAUCACAUUUUUUAACAUUAGAAACCGUUAAUCCGUCUAUGGAUUGAGGUUGUGCUCUUGCCGCAAUUGUCGGUAACCUCUUUGGAAUUUCUGAUCCACCCCAUUUUGGUGGUUGGUACAAGCAGCAAAGUUUCUUGCAAUAGUGGUAGGAAAACCUAUUUCAUUAUAAUUUGCUCCUUAAAGCACUGAAAACACAGCAAAGACACCAUACCAGCAGUUGUUAAAGCCAUCCACUUUUUAGAGGCAGCUAGACUUGCUACAAGUCGACCUCUUGGCGAGCGGAGCGUGCCUUUUUUGUCCGCGAAGCGGCCGACCGCGAGCGACGAAGUCAUAUGAAAUCCGACGAAGGACUUUUUUGAAAGUCUAAGAGGCAGCCUGCUCUAGCCAAUUUGGGAAAUCUUUAAUACAUUUAAGAAAAAGUAACGGGCCUAAGAUGGAACCUUGAGGGACUCCACAAGCGAUUUGUUUCCUUGUCGAAAAUGGCAGUUGACCAUGCUCUUCUGGCUUCGAUUGCCUAAAUACGACUCAAACUACUUUAAAGAGUGGUUUAUCGUUUGAGUCCACCAUGUCGUACAUGUAACGAACACUUUUUCUGUACUUUAACUCCGCACAGAUUUAAUCGAAUACGUUUUGAACUCUCAAGACCUUAACACACCGUCAGGAUACCUUAAAAGAUAUACAACACCAAUAGACAUUGUCUUGGACAGUGGUAUGAGGAUUUUUGAUCUUCUAUUAAUUUAACUUAAUGUCCUUAAGGUACAUUAGGAUUACGGCAUGAUGCUUUGGUGUCAGACGCAGGCCGCCAAAUCGUCGGUCGAACGCCGUGCGACGAAGCUUUUUGCGCGGGUCCUUAGAAAGACUUGACUGAAACCGGGCUACGUUGGGAACAACCUAGAGAUAGUUUUGUGGUUGAGAUACGAACCUGAAGGUCAUUAAGAACUUUGAAGAACUAAAACAGCUGGUCACUUUCCCUAAAUAGUCGAUGUGAUAGGUUGUCUUUUCAGGUAUUGUGCUUUCUGAAGUGGAUUUUAAUCCCUCUGUGUAGCCUGCGUGGCUCUCCCUUUUUUCUCUUCACGCUUUUCUCCCCCUCCCCUCCCCUCCCUCCCUUUUUUUUGGCGCCUGCCAGGUAGGCUACACUCUGUAAUUUCUUGAAGUUGUUGUAGGAAACUGCGCACGCUGGUCACGUGUGACUUCAUUAAACGAAGAAGUGUAGGGGGUGGGGGGAGGGACACGAAAGGGAAAAUUCCGCCCUUUUGUUCAUUUUUUCCCAACCACUUUUGACGCCUGUCACACCGGCUAAUUGUCUUCUAAGGAAAAGCGGGAACCGCGCAACAAUUUUUAUUAAAGUGUGCGGGGUGGGGUGGGGGCCACAGUCUAGUCCCCUCCCUCUAAACAAUGUUACCCUUGUUUGUUAGAAAAAAUGUUGUCCCUUUUAGCUUAUUGCAUAAUAGUAACUUAUUGGUAUAAAAUUUAUUUAUUGUAAGGUUGUUUUACUGUUUUUUUUUUUUCAACAGAACUGGCCUGGCCUAUGCAGACAAAGCUAUUUCCUUUAAGUUAGAAUGGACCUCCUUUGAGGAUUGUUUAUACUUGUUAAUACAUGUAUGUGUAAAUUGGUUAAUAAAUCCGUGUUUGUGUUUAACAGUUUUAUUUUACUUAAGUCUCAUCAUUUAAAUGAUGAGAAGAUGGAACAAACUGGCAUGCUCUUUUGUUACCAUUUAACCGCGAAAAUCAGUCGAGGAAGC